Messenger RNA from Haemonchus placei, 1041 nucleotides. The record is from the annotation of a GenBank genome assembly. Lineage: Eukaryota; Metazoa; Nematoda; Chromadorea; Rhabditida; Trichostrongylidae.
AUGCAACAACGUGCCUGGAACGGACCAGACGGAGCAGAUGAGCCGGAAGUGCCGGUAUUACGAGGGGUCCUACCGAUGUUUCCCGUACCGCCACCACCGAUUCGGCAAGCAAAUCCGCCUCCACCACGUCGUCGAGGUGCUGCUCGAAAUCGCCGACCGACAAAUCAGCGGAUUGUCGUUGAUUGGGGAAUCGAAACAGAACAAAUCUUUUGUGGUGUACUCUUCGACCAGGUGAACGAUGAUGUGCGGGCUGUGCGUGAAGCUGAGGAAAGGUAUCUGAUGAAAGAAAUGGAAGCUCAUAUAAAAUUGAUUGAGAAAGGGACUGUUGAUCAAGCAUCUAUACGAAUGCUUAUGACCCCAUUAUGCAAUUUUGUGGAACGGCUCGAGAUGGAAUUAUCGAAUACUAGAAACCUUCUUACGGAUAUCGAAGCUAGACAAGCUGAUCUGAACAAAGAAAUGGAACAUGUGGAGAGUAACUUCAGCAAAAAAGCUAUGCAGCUUACCCUUAACUGGAGGACAGCAACAAUCAAUUCUGCUGCUGAUCUGAAAGGGUCAAGUGAGGAACAUACCGUCUUAAUUCCCGUGUCACCUCGAAGUCCUCCUUCACCUGCCCAAGCACGUACGACAGGGCCUGGUAGUGUGACAAGAAGGAACAUGCUUCUACUCAAAGCUCGAGCUGCUCCAUUUCUUUGGCUUCUUUUCUUCAUGCAGGCACAUAUGGCCCUAUCGUGUACGUUCACAAUCGUCACAAUUAACACUAUGCCAUACACUAAAGUGCAAUACAACAGAACGAUCGAGGCUCAAAGUGAAGGCGGUUGUCUCAAGAAGUGCCUCGAGAACUACCCAGAAUGUCUUAUGGUAGGCGUGGAUAAUACUGGUGACGGGAUCUACUGCUUCCUGUACUUCCCACGUUACAUUCCGCCAAACCAUGUUAUCCAUAAGCAUAUCAACUACAACAAUCCCAAUGAAACUAUGUAUCUAUUGGAGAGAGACAAAGUAGAUCUCACAUGUCCUCUGGUGGAUACCAAGCUUCCUGCCUGA